AAUAUUGUUUAAUAAUGUUUUUUCUAUCAAAUUCAAUAUUAAAGGCAUUGGAAGGUCUCCUUACGAAGCAAUGUUUGGGUGCAAAGCAAGAGUUGGAUUAGCAUCAGUAGGCAUUCCAGUAGACGAACUUUGUAAUUUAAGUAUGGAAGAAGAUAUUGAAAAAAUAAUGCUACAGCCCGAAAACAAUGAGGAUAAUGAGAUCAGGGACGAGAACAGUGAAAAUAAUGAAAUCGGAGACGAGAAAUGUCUUGUCAACAAACGUCAAGAAAAUAUUACAAAUGAAAGAAAUAAUUCAAUUCAAUGUUUAAAAAAGCAAGCAGAAAGGAUGACGACACAAUCAAAUAAAAAAUAUCAAGAGUUGGAAGUCGGAACAACUGUCCAUCCCCACGCAAUUUAUUAG
Acyrthosiphon pisum (pea aphid) is the source of this 400-nucleotide messenger RNA. RefSeq lists its product as uncharacterized. The record is from RefSeq and is a predicted model, not a curated record. Bases 71 to 400 code for a protein of 109 amino acids. The transcript is spliced from 3 exons. Lineage: Eukaryota; Metazoa; Arthropoda; Insecta; Hemiptera; Aphididae.